AUGGCUGUCAAAUCUAACAGCCCGAAUGUUAAGUUUUCGAUAAUGGCAAUUAUUAAAGAAAUGUAUAAAUGGGAUGGGUUGAAGGUCGUUUUUACUAAUCAAGGAGUUUGUGUUUUUGAUAAGUCCAAUUCUCAGGAUGACUUACGUAAUGUCAAAGAUGAUGCAUUUAGUGCUUCUAUUUCGAAGGUUAUUUGUGAUAAUCAUCAAGUUCAUGUUUCUGAGAAGCUCAUUUCUAAGGAUGGUGCUGGUAAUAUGAAAUAUGAUGCUAUUGUUGCACCUAUGUAUGAGGUUGCUUCUAAUAGUAACGAAAAUGAUGGUGUUCAAAAAUGUGUAUCUAAGGAAAAGGAUGUGGAAGAUAGUGACAAAUGUGACAAUACACCUAUCUCCAUAUGUGGUUUAGAAGAUGGUGAAGAAAGUGAAGAAGUUUGUGCUGUUAUUGAAGUUGAGUCUUCUGAAAAAUCGUAUAUUGGAUCCUCAAUAACACCAAUGAAGCGUCAAAUUCCAUGA
This is a messenger RNA of Lactuca virosa, 507 nucleotides long. NCBI's taxonomy places the organism in Eukaryota, Viridiplantae, Streptophyta, Magnoliopsida, Asterales, Asteraceae. The record is from the annotation of a GenBank genome assembly.